Messenger RNA from Mobula hypostoma (lesser devil ray), 1239 nucleotides. RefSeq names its product lysophosphatidic acid receptor 5-like. Bases 153 to 1238 code for a protein of 361 amino acids. The record is from RefSeq and is a predicted model, not a curated record. Gene Ontology annotation, cellular component: membrane. Gene Ontology annotation, biological process: G protein-coupled receptor signaling pathway; behavioral response to pain. Gene Ontology annotation, molecular function: G protein-coupled receptor activity. NCBI's taxonomy places the organism in Eukaryota, Metazoa, Chordata, Chondrichthyes, Myliobatiformes, Myliobatidae. The transcript has 2 exons.
CUUCUCGCUGCCUCUGCCCGGCUCACAGUCCAGAGCCCCGCCGCACGGCCCGCGGUGCUACAGCCCGGCGGAGGAGAUCGCACUCGACGGCGGGGAGAAGGCCCGAUGCUGACCGACCCGGGCGCGGCUCCGGGAACCCCACCGCCGGCGAGAUGAGCGUGACGCCCAGCUGCACGACGACGCCGAACACGAACAUCACCUUGUGCGUGGACCACGGCGCGGUGCACCGGCUGCACCUGGCCUGGAACGGGACGGUGCUGGCCGCCGCCCUGCCGCUCAACGCCGCCGCCCUGUGGGCGUUCGUGGGGCCGCUGCGCCUGCGGACGGCGGUGACCGUCUACCUGGCCAACCUGGCGGCCUGCGACCUGCUCUUCGCCCUGUCGCUGCCGCUCCGCCUGCUGUACUACGCCACCGGCCGCUGGACGCUGGGCGACGCGCUGUGCCGGCUGGCGGGCUCCCUCUUCCAGCUCAACAUGUACGGCAGCUGUCUGUUCCUCACCGCCGUCAACGUGGACCGCUACCUGGCCCUGGCCUGCCCCCUCCGCUCCCGGGCCUUCAACCGCCGCAGCGUCUCCUGGAAGGUCUGCGGGGCCGUCUGGACCCUCAUCGCCCUGGGCUCGGUGCCCGUGGCCAUGGUCCACGACAGCAGCAAAUGCCUGGCGUCCGGCUCCAGCGACGAGCAGACACGGUGUUUCGAGGGCUUCUCCGACCACGCCUGGCGGAGUGAGCUCCUGCCGCUGGUGGCGGUGGCCGAGAUCCUGGGCUUCCUGCUACCCCUGGCCACCGUCCUCUACUGCUCGGCACGGGUGCUGGAGGCCCUGUGGAAGGGCGGCGUGCUGGGCGGCCCGGCCGGGCAGCGGAAGUCGAAGGGGAAGUGGAGGCGGAAGACGAUCCUUCUGCUGGUGGCCAACGCGCUCAUCUUCGUGGUCUGCUUCGCCCCGUACAACCUGGUGCUCGCCGUCUACGCCCUGUCCCGCUCCGACCUCCUGAACCUGAGCGGGGCGUCGGAGAAGACGCUGCGGCUAACCCUCCAGGUCACCGUCCUCCUGUCCGGCACCAACUGCUGCCUGGACCCCCUGGUGUACUACUACAGCACCGAAGGCUUCCGCUCCACCUUCCGGGGGGUGGCGGCGGGCCGCUCCGCGCUGACCAGCCGCGCCCGCAGCCAGGUCACCGAGGUGAACAGGAUGCUGCGGCUCGAGCGGGUGAGGGAGACCCGCGACGAGAGCGUCGUGUGAC